UCAACAUUCACAUUUUGUUUAUUUGCUCCACAAAAGCUUUUAAAUGUGUGUCACUGUCGAUUGUUGUACAAUUCAUUUCAAAAUCGAACGGAAACACGACCACGAAUAAUGUCGCGAAAAUUCGCAGCGUUUCCGAUAAAGAAACAGAAUUCUUGUGUUGAAAAUUCCACUAAAAAUUCAGAUUUUAUAAAAGGCGGCAGGCGUAUUCCGCUGCAGAAGCAAUUUUCCAUCGAUGUACCAAAUUUGAAUCAUCGUUUCAACGAUAAACCAACCAAUUUGAAUAAUAAUAAUAAUUGUCAAUCGGUGCUGAGUGACUGUACGGACAGUAAUUUCAAAAGUUUGAGCAUAUUCGGAAUUAAAAAUCAAACAGACCGGUCGGCAACCAACAAAUUUGAUGUAAAGGGUCGGGAUCGUCAAAAGAGUAUAACGUACAGAAGAGACGAGCGUGUCAAUUUGAACAUCUUCCUAAAUCACACAAUAAAAAACAAUUCCGACACCGUUGAAUCGGAAAGCGAGAAGGAGACCUACAAUUCACAUUCUAAAUGUGAGACUUCUCAAUACAACGACAGUGAUGCACCAACACUCCUCGAAAGUACUGAGCCCAGACAGGCGCAGUUUCAAGGAAAACCUAUACAAACUACAAAAACGACUCGACGUCCCUUGAUUCGGGCGAGAUCAGCGCCAGUACGACCCACCGAAGAUGUCACAAAGACAUCCAAGCGACGAGGAAAACAGAGAAAAUCUGGUAAAACUUAUCAGGAGUCGAAAGCAGAUAACUUCUUUGAAAAUGAUGAAUUGGAUGACGACGACGCAGCGAGAAAGCCUAAAUGCCAAAAUAAACAAUUAAAUGUUCCUUCAACGAGAAUACGAUCCGCAUUUGGUGGAUGUGAUGUCAUUACUCUGGUGUCUUUAUUUAGUUCGAGCGAAAGUGAGUCUGAAUUAGAGGAAUAUGUUUCCCCCAGAAAGUCAGACUCUAUCACAAUUACUCAGCCCCAGUUGUUGAGACGAUGUGGAAAGUCGGUAUCCUUUCAAGAAACUGACUUAAAAGUGAUUUCCACAACAACCACCGAAUUUCCACCAAUGUUCAGACGGGGAUCUAUUGCACCACUGGCACGUAUGAUAAAAGAUAAAAGACCUCCAACUGCACCUCCGGGAACAAUCUAUUUGAGAAAUGAAUCACGAACCAGCGAUGAAAUGGAGAAUGCCGAACGCGAUGCCGAUGUAAAGCCAGCACCCGUUCAGAAAAAGAAAUCCGAAGAAAAGGAUGUCGUUGAGGACUAUCCGGAGCAUUGCGAUACACAAAAGGAGAGAGAUUGUUGGAAAUUGUUUAAGAAAAUGCUGGGUAACGGUGUAACGGUUAAUUACGACACCAUACUUAGGGGUAUGCUAACGCCAACAGAACUACGAACAGUUAUGGGAAAACGGGUGGAAUUGAAUCAGGAAAAUGAACAAAAUGAAAACUUACCAGUUUGAGCGAGCGAACCAAUUACGUUGCUUAUUAUUAAGUAUGGUGUAGUUACCUCUCGAGUUGGCUUAAAAAAUGGAUGUCUUGGCGAAACAAAAUUGUCAACAAAUGCUACAAAUUACGUAAUGUACACCACAACACUCGUAAUGUAAUGCCACAUAAAUACAAACUCUCUGCCGUUUUUCAUGCGUGCUUUUGUUGUGUUUUGCCGUUUUUCUCCACGAAACGAAAACAUCGAUUUGCCAUACCCUUUUCAAGAACAUACACAAAAUGACAGUUGGGAUGAAAAAAGUUCUAUUUUCUCCCCACGCUAGAGAAAGUACCACAUUUUCCUCACUAGAAAUAUCAUUUGACCAGUCGUCAAGAAAACACAAUUUUCUCAUGGCCUCUUUAGGGGAGAAAAUAAGGCAAAACACAACGCGCGCAUGAAAAAUGUUGUAUACAACUCGGCUAUAAACGAUUUCUUCGGCACAUGGUACGUAUGCCCUACACCUUGUAUUACCUAUUUUCAGUGGCAACUACACGGCAACUCUAGUGCUGAAGCACCUAGAAUAGUAACAGG
Bradysia coprophila is the source of this 2027-nucleotide messenger RNA. RefSeq lists its product as uncharacterized. Lineage: Eukaryota; Metazoa; Arthropoda; Insecta; Diptera; Sciaridae. The record is from RefSeq and is a predicted model, not a curated record.